GCUGAGCAAAAACCCUUAAACCCUGGUUCCCAUUUCCUCCACUCUCCCGGGUUCAGAACCUUAAACCCUAGAAUUAGCAGCCAUGCCAGUUUUCACUAUGGAACAAGACUAAACUUUUAAAACCCCUUCCUCCCAAAGGGUCAAUGUUUGCUAUUUCGAGAAUGAAGUCCUUAAUAUCCCCAACGGUUUCACCACUUUCUCUUUGCCUCCCAAAAACCGCACCUUUUGCUCUAUUUUAUUCUGCCUCAAAGCUUCGCAAUCCAUGGCCUCUUCAACCCCCCAAAUUUCUCCAUGUGAAACUCAGAAUUCCUUCACCAGUGCUCCCAAUUCAUUCAAUUUCGAAGAGAAAUACGCAGACAGAGGCCUCUCAGUCUACCUCGCCACCGUCCGGCGAGAUUCAUGUCAUCGUAGGUCCCAUGUUUGCCGGGAAAACGACAACGCUGCUUCAUAGAAUCCAAUCCGAGAGCAUAACUGGCAGGUUGAGCUCCGUAAAAAUUCUCUGCAAUUGGAUAAAACUAUAAGCGGUCUUUGUUUAAGGGGAAGACUGAGUGAAGCUGUGGGACUGUUGUGGUGCACAAGAGUGAUAAUGAAUGAAAACACAUAUGCUCUUCUCUUGCAAGAAUGCAUAUUCAGGAAAGAGUAUAGGAAGGGGAGGAGAAUUCAUGCACAAAUGAUUGUUGUUGGAUAUGUACCGAAUGAAUAUCUUAAGAUCAAAUUAUUGAUACUGUAUGCAAAAUCAGGGGAUCUAAGAACUUCCUCUAUUCUGUUUGAUAAGUUAUCGGAGAAAAACUUGAUUUCCUGGAAUGCAAUGAUUUCAGGGUUUGUGCAAAAAGGGUGCAAAGAAAUUGGUCUUGAUAUUUAUUAUGAGAUGAGAAAGAGUGGUUUGACACCAGAUCAAUAUACCUUUGCAUCAGUAUUCAAAGCCUGUGCUUCUUUGGCUUCACUAGAUCAGGGGCAUCGAGCCCAUGGGAUCAUGAUAAAGCAUCAUCUUACAGAAAAUGUUGUAGUCAAUAGUGCCCUCAUGGAUAUGUACUUCAAAUGUAGCAGUCUUGACGAUGGGCGUAAGGUAUUUGAUAAAUCAUUGAAUAGAAAUGUUGUUACUUGGACUGCUUUAAUAUCUGGGUAUGGCCAGCAUGGAAGAGUUGAUGAGGUUUUGGAAUCAUUUGAAAGAAUGAAAUAUGAAGGGUUUAGACCAAACUAUGUUACGUUUCUUGCAGUUCUCUCUGCUUGUAGUCAUGGAGGCUUGGUUAAUGAAGGUUGGCAUUAUUUCUUAUCCAUGACAAGAGAUUAUGGAAUCCAGCCACUAGGGCAGCACUAUGCAGCUUUGGUUGAUUUAUUUGGUCGUGCUGGGAAGUUGCAUGAAGCUUAUGAUUUUAUUCUUAACUCUCCUUGUAAGGAGCACUCAGUAAUAUGGGGGGCAUUGCUCGGAGCCUGUAGGAUUCAUGGAGAUAUGGACCUGGUAAAGCUUGCUGCAAAUAAAUACUUUGAAUUGGACCCAGAAAAUGCUGGAAAGUAUGUGGUAUUAUCUAAUGCUUAUGCCACUUUUGGUUACUGGGAUAAUGUUGUAGAGGUAAGGGAGAUGAUGAGGAGUUCAGGGAUCAUAAAGGAGCCUGGUUAUAGUCGGAUUGAGGUUCAAGGGGAGGUCCACUUCUUUUUAAGGGAUGAUAAAUCUCAUAAAUUAUCCACUCAGCUUUAUGAGUUAAUCAAAUUAAUGACUUCCAGUUUAAAGGAUGCUGGCUACAUUCCUGAUUUAAAUAGCACAUAGUUCUAUAUAAUUUUAUUUUUUGGUGCAUAUUGCAACAAGGCAGAGCUGCUUGGAGAGCUGCUAGGACUAGGAGGUUCCAAAAGCUAUAUAUUUUUGCUGCACUGUUGUGUUAAGAUGUGUGAAGUCUUUGGACCCCAUUGAGGUAUGCUGCAUGAAAGAUAAUGAAAGUCACCUACAAUCAGAAAUCUCUCUGUUUAGUAUAUUAAUUGGGUGCAUAUAUAGUUGGUUGUUGUGGGACUACCAGACAAGGGAGUUUCAGAUUUUAUUUUCUUUCUAAACCUUGAUAUAGGUACUUGUACAGAGAAUGAAAAUGAACUACUUAG
This is a messenger RNA of Rubroshorea leprosula, 2088 nucleotides long. The record is from the annotation of a GenBank genome assembly. Lineage: Eukaryota; Viridiplantae; Streptophyta; Magnoliopsida; Malvales; Dipterocarpaceae.